AUGAAAAGUAAGCACGCCGAGGAGGAGAAGGAAGUUACUGUGAAGAGGCGAGAAAAAAUGCGGAAGGAGUACCUGCUACAACUCAAGGUCGAAGCAAGCAACAGGGCCCAGGCAGUGCGGGAGCAAGCGAGAAGGAACGAGCGCCGGGAUCAGAAGAUCCAGGAGCGCGAAGAAGUCCGACUCCGAAAGUUCCGCGAGUCGCAGUUCAUGGAUACCAUGCGCGCCACGCGAACCUUCCUGCCGGAGGGCGAGACUAUGGAUGCCGAGGGCAAUGCAGAGCGCACGCUGGAGGCUGGGCAGAUGAGCCAGACCGACCAG
This is a messenger RNA of Symbiodinium necroappetens, 318 nucleotides long. The record is from the annotation of a GenBank genome assembly. NCBI's taxonomy places the organism in Eukaryota, Dinophyceae, Suessiales, Symbiodiniaceae.